Molecule: messenger RNA, 525 nt
Organism: Prorocentrum cordatum
Lineage: Eukaryota; Dinophyceae; Prorocentrales; Prorocentraceae
Source: the annotation of a GenBank genome assembly
AUGGGGAACAGCUCCGCGUCGUACCAGGUUGAGAACAACACGUUCGCAGUUUCAGCGCAAAGCCUAAACACGUUCAUGGGCAUGGCCUUCGAUUUCGACAGCGAGGCGCCUGUGCGUCACACCCUUGCCUUCGAGAUCCCUGCCGGGACGGAGAUCGUCUGGGUGAGCCGUGAAGAGAUGGUCGAGGUGCUCCAAACGCAGGAGAUGCCGGCCUCCCUCGAGAGGCGCUUAGAGGCGCAGUUACGCAAAGCUUCUCUGGCAAAGGGGAUGGAUGGCGCGCUCACGCAGAAAGGAAGCAGGCGGCGCAGGCGGCGCAGGGCAAGGUGCACGGAUGGACAGAUUGGGUCCAUGGCAGGAGGUGCCGCCGCCGUGGGCGUCGCUUUUCUGGUCUGCGCGUUUACUUUCAUAGGCUGCUUCACGGCGUCGCCGUUCUCGAUGAUGGCCGGGGCAACGAUGGUGGCAAGCGGUGCUUGCGACUGCUGGGCUAACGAAAAUUUUGGGCUGACCUCCUUCGCGUUGCGCUGA